Capsella rubella is the source of this 924-nucleotide messenger RNA. RefSeq lists its product as uncharacterized. The coding region runs from base 142 to 621 and encodes 159 amino acids. The record is from RefSeq and is a predicted model, not a curated record. The transcript has 2 exons. Lineage: Eukaryota; Viridiplantae; Streptophyta; Magnoliopsida; Brassicales; Brassicaceae.
UAAAAUCCCCAAAACUUUCACUUUCUCACGUUUUAGCCCCACUUGCUUCCUCUCUUUUCUCCUUCUUCUUCAUCUCUCUCUCUCUCUGCUUUCACCGCUACAACGAAGAACACUGAAGCUUCUUUUGCUUAAACACAAUAAAUGAGAGACCUUUCGCACCUAAAGACCGAACUAUGGCCACCUAUUGGAGCUCCGAUGAAUCUCCGGCGAGAAGAGCCGUGGAAAUCUCAGUUCGACGACUCUGUUAACGCUGUCUCCUUUGGUUUCGUGGCUACAGCCAUUCUCAUCUCUAUGUUCCUCGUUAUGGCUAUCUUCGAGAGACUGAUUCGUACCACCACUACUACAGCUACUCACUCAGAUUCCUCUUCAAGUCGGGUCCUUUCGGGUAUGGAUCCUCGGGUCGGGUUUCACAAUGGUGCUGCGACCAAGCUCGGUUACCAAUCUCCCAAGAUGACUGUCUACUCAAACGGGGUAUCUGUAUUGAUGCCAGGAGAUGAUAUCCCUACAUUCAUCGCUCAUCCAGUGCCUGUGUCUUGUCCUCCUCAACAAAUCUCACAGUCUCAGCAUCAACCUAGCUCAUCAAGAGAUUCCUCCAACUCAAACUCCAUUCAAGAAUGUUGAAGGCUGUUUAUUCAUCUCCAUCACCAUUCACCAUUCACCAUUGGCAUAUUUAUAACAUUCGAGCGACCAACCACAUUGAGUUGAGUUGAGUUUGGCGUCGGAUGUUUCAGUUUCCUCGUAUUGUAAUUUUUUUUUUCUCUCCCGAUGAUUUGGCUAUAUUGAUUGGGUUCGGAGAGAUUAUUCUAUCCGCAUUUUGUGUACAUAGCAUUAGGAUCAAAAACUGGUUUAUGCCCUUUAGCUUAAAAGCCUAAAGCAUAUUAUUCAAGAUUUGACUUGAAUUAUUUUGUUUUUUUUUGCUUUUUA